Dermacentor silvarum is the source of this 2846-nucleotide messenger RNA. Its product is annotated as fatty acyl-CoA reductase 1. Bases 294 to 1979 code for a protein of 561 amino acids. The transcript is spliced from 13 exons. Gene Ontology annotation, biological process: long-chain fatty-acyl-CoA metabolic process. NCBI's taxonomy places the organism in Eukaryota, Metazoa, Arthropoda, Arachnida, Ixodida, Ixodidae. Gene Ontology annotation, molecular function: alcohol-forming very long-chain fatty acyl-CoA reductase (NADP+) activity. Gene Ontology annotation, cellular component: peroxisome. The record is from RefSeq and is a predicted model, not a curated record.
GCCGCAUCGGCGACCUUCGGGCCGCCGAUUCACCUACGCAACUCUGUCGCACUAAAUAACAUGUAGCGCCGUCAAGCUGGAGCAGCCAUCAGCCAAUCAGAGGACGAAUACAACGAAAAACUCCUCAACGCGACCUCAGCAGCGCUCGAAACAAAUUAGUUUUUUUGUCUCUCGCUCUCGAGAUUUCACGGCGGUCGCUGCACAUCAUGUUUUCGGCCUUUUGCGUAAAUGAAAUGCUGCGCAGAAACAUACCAGCAGCCCAAACAAUAGUCACUCUCCAUUGAAGGCGGUCCAUGAUAGGCUUAGCCGGCGACUUCUACCCACAUCCUGCGAUGAGUCAGAUAAGGUACCGGAAUAAUGCAGACUUCCAACGGCCAAGUGACAUGGUGGGAAGGGAAAGCCCGCCUCAACACGUUCUGGCGCCGCAGGGGCCAACCGGAGAAAAUGGGGUAUCGCAGAUUGUCCACUUUUAUCAAGAUCAAGUGGUAUUUAUCACAGGAGGAACCAGCUUUAUCGGAAAGGUUCUGCUCGAGAAAUUGCUACGAUGUUGCCCUGUAAAGCGCAUCUACCUUUUGAUACGCAGCAAGCAUGGUGUGGAACCAGAUGCGAGACUGGAUGCUAUGCUCUGUUCUGAAAUUUUUCAACGAAUCAGACAAGAAGUGCCCGAUGCUUUCGGUAAAGUGAAGGCAGUUGCAGGUGAUCUAGCUCUGCCAGACCUGGGACUAAGUGAAACUGACAUGCGCACCUUAGUGGAUGAAGUGUCGGUCGUGUUCCACUUGGCCUCCACAGUCAGGCCCAAAGAAACGUUCAAACAGGCCGUUCAGCUGAAUGUUUUGGGAACAUGGCGUACGGUGGACAUCUGUAAACAAAUGCGAAACCUCUGUGCUCUUGUUCAUGUGUCAACAGCAUACAGCAACUGGGGCAAGAGGGAUGUGCACGAGAUGGUGUACCAAACACCAGUAGAAGCAAACAAGGUUGUUGAAGCCGCUCUAUGUACCAACGAGAAGGCAACUAAACUAGGGAAGAAAUUCUUAAUUGGGCAGCUGAAUAAUUGCACUCUGACAAAUGCUGUAACGGAAUCACUACUGCUGGACGAGCGAGGACUGCUGCCUGUUGCUAUAGUCCGGACAUCCAUUGUCACUGCAUCGUGGAAAGACCCCUUCCCGGGGUGGAUAGACAAUUGCAACAGCGGCACCGAUCUCAUCGUGUCGCUAGGUUUGGGUUUGUUACCCUCGGUAGUACUGAGAAAUAACUGCGUUGCAGACCUUAUACCGGUUGACGUUGCGGCCGAUACGCUCAUCUGCGUUGCCUGGCAGAUCGCCACGACUAGGCCAACGUACCUGAGAGUGUACAAUUGUACCAGCGGCGCAUUACAACCACAUACGUGGGGCGAGGUGAUGAAGGAAUUACGGAGAACAAUGAUGCGAAACCCCCUCUCGAACAGCUGUAGCUUCCCAAGCUUCAUAAUCACCAGAAGCGUAGUCUUGCAUCAUCUCAUUAUGUACGGCCUUUGUUUCGUGCCUACGUUCCUACGAGACAUUACCCUGCGGAUAACUGGACCGCAGCUCAGUUCUGCUGCUCGUUAUGACAAGGCCAUAAACGCCAUGGAAUUUGUGCAGUUCUACACCACAAACAGCUGGCUGUUUCGAUCAAACAACGUCGUGGGGCUGAUCAACGACCUCUCUCCCACGGACAAGCAGUUGUUCAACAUUGACGUGCGGAAGUUGGAGUGGGGCCAGUACUGGGAUCAGUACAUACAAGGAAUCCGCAAGUUCAUCUUCAAGACCGACGAUGCAGAACUUUCAACUACACGAAAACACUUUGGGUGGCUCGACGCCGUGCGCUGGUUCUGGUACUUGGCCCUCGCCGUUCUUGCGUGGCGACUUGCGCUAACACCAAUGGCUUGGAACAUCUACAGCUCAGCCGGUGCCUUCGCCACGGGACUCGGCGCCAUUAUUGGCUCCCCGUGGUCGCUGUAAUUCUCGCCAUCACAAAAAAAAGAAAAGAAAGAAACAUGGACAGGCGUGCAUUAUGGGCAAAGCUGAGCGCACAUAAUCUACAGGCGAAGGUUUCGAAGUAUAUAGCGCGACGUUGGUUUGCUAUGGUCGUGAAUUCGCUAGCGUAGUUGCGCUUCCGCGCACCUCCUGCCAGACAUUUCGCAACCACUGAGUGAGCCUCAGUGUCUCACACCAGCCACUGAGGCCCGAGCCCCUUAUGACCUCGGCCGCUCUAAAUUUCCCGAAUUAAGGUAGACUUCGUCUCUAAUUUCAAAACGGUCGCAUGCGAAACUACCGCAACGCAAGGGAAACCACCUCAUUAUCGUAACAAUGGCUUUAAUAUCAGAGUAGCAGUUCUGCUUAAUACAAGCAGGCUUUGCCUUGUCCGUUUCUGAAAGUAUAUGAAAAUUACUUUUGUAAAACAUAUGUUUGGCUUACCAGUGCUCAAUGCUAUGCUCAUUACCAUAAGCAAGGUAACUUGAUAAAGAUUCCGGCGCUCAUGGGUCACUUUUCAAGAUCAAACUUCCUGGUCGUCUGAGCCUCAGCAGUCAUUAGGAUCUGUAGGUCUGAUUGGGAAGGAAUAGAAACCCACAACGGCUAUCGAAAUAAUGUUUAGCGCAAGUUGUAAGCAACGAUAUCUAUCAGUGUGCUGCAUUUUUUUGUCUCGCAAGGCUUCUAACAAACUCUGCCCUGUUACAACGGCUGCAUCAAAUCGUAAUGUACAAAAUGUUUUUUUAUUAAUUCAAUCAAAACAUAGAAUAAAAUAACUUCUUCUAGUGGAGUAGUCCAUUUGCUUGUUGCUUUUUUCCCUUUUUCUUCUCCUGCGACGCCGUGACGUUUGUUUACAUU